CUCUGUCCCGUGAAAUCUCCUUUUUCUAGUCCAGGUGGUUCAGAAACCAUCGUUGAGUGUGGUAGAGUGAUUCUCCCAGGGCAGAUCUGUCGGAGGUCAAAAAGUAUAUUCAAUCAGAAGUAAUAAUCGUUGAGAUUGUUCAUUGAACGCCACGUUUUCUUGAACCUAGUUGUUGUAUGCGGACAACGUUGAAAUGUCGGAUUCAGAAGCGGUUAGUGAUGCGGGUAGCCCUAUAGGAAGAUCUCGGAGUGUUUCUCGCAGCAGAAGUCGCUCCAGCUCACGAUCGAGGAGUCCAUCCAGGUCUCGAUCACGUUCCCGAUCGCCGUCUGGCUCUGAAGAUGGAGAUGUAAAGAUAGAUGAAGCAGAGGAAGCCAGAUCGGGUGAUGAGGAAGCUCUUGAUGAACCUGAGGAAGAACCUGAAGGAGAAGACUUGGAUAAUAGCAGUGAAUAUGAUGAAGAAGAAGAUGAAGAGGAUGAAGAUAGGCCGAAAAAAAAGAAGAAAAAGGAUAGAUUUGGCGGCUUUAUCAUUGAUGAGGCUGAGGUAGACGAUGAGGUUGAAGAUGACGAUGAAUGGGAGGAAGGUGCCCAAGAAAUUGGUAUUGUAGGAAAUGAGGUAGACGAGUUAGGACCAACUGCACGUGAAAUCGAAGGACGACGCAGAGGCACAAACCUCUGGGAUUCGCAGAAAGAGGACGAAAUUGAAGAAUAUCUCAGAAAAAAAUAUGCUGACGAAUCGCUUGCCGCUCGUCACUUUGGCGAUGGUGGCGAAGAGAUGAGUGACGAAAUCACGCAGCAAACUCUAUUACCUGGAGUGAAAGAUCCGAAUUUGUGGAUGGUUAAAUGUCGUAUAGGAGAAGAAAAAUCUACUGUACUUCUAUUGAUGCGAAAGUACAUUACAUACCAAUUUUCGGGUGAACCUCUCCAGAUAAAAUCUAUUGUGGCACCGGAAGGUGUCAAAGGAUACAUCUAUGUAGAGGCCUUCAAACAGGCGCAUGUAAAAGCCGCCAUUGAAAGUGUUGGAAGUUUGAGAAUGGGUAUAUGGAAGCAGCAAAUGGUGCCGAUUAAAGAGAUGACGGAUGUGUUGCGAGUUGUUAAAGAACAGACUGGUCUGAAAGCCAAACAGUGGGUUCGCUUGAAACGGGGCAUUUAUAAAGACGACAUAGCUCAGGUGGAUUAUGUCGAUUUGGCGCAAAAUCAGGUGCAUCUGAAGUUACUGCCGAGAAUUGAUUAUACUAGACCACGCGGUGCAUUAAGAACAGCACAGAGUGAAUCUGAAGCUUUAAAACGCAAGAAGAAGAGACGGCCACCGGCGAAGCCGUUUGAUCCUGAGGCAAUCCGCGCCAUUGGAGGAGAAGUUACUAGCGACGGAGAUUUCCUUAUAUUCGAAGGAAAUAGAUACAGUCGUAAAGGCUUUCUUUAUAAAAAUUUCACCACAAGUGCUAUUAUCGCGGAGGGUGUUAAGCCUACACUUUCCGAAUUAGAGAGAUUCGAAGAAGCGCCAGAAGGCGUCGAAAUAGAUUUAAGCGGAACGCCAGGAACCGGGGUUUCUGGAAAGGAAGAUCAAUCUGUUGCUCACUCCUUCAGCAACGGAGAUAAUGUAGAAGUGUGCGAAGGUGAAUUGAUAAAUUUACAAGGAAAGAUUGUUUCCAUAGAUGGAAACAUGAUUAUGGUUAUGCCGAAGCACGAAGAGCUUACAGAAGCCUUGGAAUUCCAAGCUUCUGAGUUACGAAAAUACUUCACAAUGGGCGAUCACGUUAAAGUUGUGGCAGGAAGAUAUGAAGGCGACACAGGCUUGAUCGUCAGAGUAGAACAUAAUAGAGUAGUUCUAUUCUCUGAUUUGUCGAUGCACGAGUUAGAGGUUCUUCCUAGAGAUCUACAACUAUGCUCGGAUAUGGCAACAGGCGUCGACAGUUUAGGUCAAUUCCAGUGGGGUGAUUUAGUGCAACUCGACGCACAAACGGUCGGUGUUAUUGUUCGGUUAGAACGUGAGAAUUUCCACGUGCUUUCCAUGCAUGGAAAGGUGGUCGAGGCGAGGCCGCAAGGUCUCACGAAGCGUCGAGAAAACAGGAACGCAGUCGCUCUGGACUCACAACAGAAUACCAUACAGAAAAAGGAUAUCGUUAAAGUAGUCGAUGGACCACAUGCGGGUCGAGGCGGUGAAAUCAAACAUUUGUACAGAAGCUUCGCUUUCCUGCAUUCACGAAUGUUUGUUGACAACGGUGGAAUUUUUGUGUGCAAAACCAGACAUUUACAAUUAUCUGGUGGGACCAAAACAAACGCGACAACUAUGUCGGCAGUCGCUGGGUUUAUGUCACCUAGGAUUGCUUCUCCAAUGCAUCCCAGCGGGGGAGGCUUUGGCAGAGGCGGUGGAGGUGGAAGAGGCAGAGGUCGCGGUGGCGGUGCAAGACGCGAUAGGGAAUUAAUCGGAACCACUAUCAAGAUAACUGGCGGACCUUACAAGGGCAAUGUGGGUAUCGUGAAGGACGCGACGGAGACCACGGCGCGAGUGGAAUUACAUUCCACAUGCCAGACGAUUUCCGUGGAUCGAUCUCAUAUCGCAAAUGUCGGUGUACCGACGAAGGAUGGUGGUUUCAGCAGUUACAACAGAACUCCAGCGUACGUAGCUGGUGGACAAACACCGAUGUACACCAGGGAUGGAUCAAAGACACCUAUGCAUGGCUCUCAAACACCUAUGUACGAAAAUGGCUCUCGUACUCCUCAUUAUGGUUCAAUGACACCGUCUCACGAUGGCUCGCGAACACCAGGCCAGUCAGGAGCUUGGGACCCGGCUGUCACAAAUACUCCCGCCAGAACAAACGAUUUCGAUGGCUACAGUAUGGAAGAGGGUGGCUCGCCUGGCUACGCGCCUGGAUAUCCUCCCACCGGCGGUCCGUUCACUCCGCAAACUCCAGGCACUAUGUACGGCUCAGAACAAAGCUUCAGUUCGUACCAGCCGAGUCCUAGUCCUGCUGGAAGUGCCACUGCGAGUCCAAGUCCUGCAGGUUACGUUGCCACACCAUCCCCAAGUGGAACUGGAUAUACCACAAGUCCACAUGGAGCAUUCGCAACUCCAUCUCCAAUCGGUUAUAGUCCUAUGACACCAGGUAGCCCAUACAAUCCACAAACACCUGGCGCAGGAUUGGAUACAGGUGUCGGUUCUGGUAUCAUAGGAGGCUCAGAAUGGCACACAACUGAUAUCGAAGUACGCAUUCGCGACUCCCAUGACGAUCCUGCGCUCGCUGGUCAGCAAGCAGUCAUUCGUGGAAUUUCGGGCGGUAUGUGCACCGUUUACUUACCUACCGAGGAUAGAGUUGUCAACUUAGGGUGCGAGCAACUUGAACCUGUAAUACCGUCGCGCGGUGAUCGAGUCAAAGUAAUUCUCGGCGAAGACCGAGAAGCCGUCGGCACUUUGCUCUCGAUCGACAACCAAGAAGGAGUAGUAAAACUUAAUACGGAAGAAAUAAAAUUCUUACAAUUAAGAUUUUUAUGUAAAAUGAAGGCUUCCUAAGACUUUCUAAUUCUGCGCAUCGAUAGCCAGAUUUUUUGCAGAAAUAAAGAAACGAGAUUUUCUAGUUCCAAGAUAUUUUACAGAACUUGUAUUUGAAAAAACAAUCAAUGUAAAAUAUGGUACUACAAAAUUACAUGAGAUUAAGAUUGAAGCUGUUAUGGUCUUAAAACAAAUAAAAGUACGAUACUGAUUAACGUACAGUAGAUAAAAUAAAUAUUUGUACAUUUAUUUUUUUUUGAGUACAUGAAUAUUGACAAUGAUGAAAAUAUAUGUAUAAUGUAUUAUUGAACAAUAUUGGAAUACUUAAGUAAACAUAAAUGACAUUACCUACCCAAUAAUUACUGAAAAUGCAUCUUAUGUAAUAUGAUGUUAUUUCGCUACUAUUAUGUCAUUUAACUUUCACAAAUUAACAUAAAUUUCUCACACUGAUUUUAGUAUAUUUCUCUUUUUUUAAGAAUAUCUAAGAGUGUUUUAAUGAUAAACUUGUAUGAUAUUUUAAUGAAGAAUAUUAUAUUUUGAAGGAAUAAACAGCGCAAAAAAUUUAUGUAUAUUAUUACUAAGUGACAUACAAAGUUUGUAUUCUUCAUUAAUCAGCGCUUACGUAUGCAUUAUGUAUGCAUUAUGUAUGCAUUAUGUAUGCCUUAAUAUAUGCGAUGUAAAUAAACAUAAGUACAUACA
Messenger RNA from Odontomachus brunneus, 4186 nucleotides. RefSeq names its product transcription elongation factor SPT5 (gene Spt5). Gene Ontology annotation, biological process: transcription elongation-coupled chromatin remodeling; regulation of DNA-templated transcription elongation; regulation of transcription by RNA polymerase II. Lineage: Eukaryota; Metazoa; Arthropoda; Insecta; Hymenoptera; Formicidae. The record is from RefSeq and is a predicted model, not a curated record. Gene Ontology annotation, molecular function: protein binding; mRNA binding. Gene Ontology annotation, cellular component: DSIF complex. Bases 194 to 3508 code for a protein of 1104 amino acids. The transcript has 12 exons.